This is a messenger RNA of Periophthalmus magnuspinnatus, 3564 nucleotides long. RefSeq names its product CCR4-NOT transcription complex, subunit 3a (gene cnot3a). Gene Ontology annotation, cellular component: P-body; nucleus; CCR4-NOT core complex. Gene Ontology annotation, biological process: regulation of stem cell population maintenance; nuclear-transcribed mRNA poly(A) tail shortening; regulation of DNA-templated transcription. Bases 230 to 2860 code for a protein of 876 amino acids. The transcript is spliced from 18 exons. The record is from RefSeq and is a predicted model, not a curated record. NCBI's taxonomy places the organism in Eukaryota, Metazoa, Chordata, Actinopteri, Gobiiformes, Gobiidae.
GGGACAGCAGGAGGAGGUGGGACUUUAGUUACCGUCCAUCUUCAGCUACAAUAUAGAGCGAGCCUGUCGAAAAGAAAACACAAUUUGGAAGUGAAGAAGACUUUUUGGAAUUAGUUUUGGCUGUAAUUGAAAAAAGACAAACGAAAGCCCCUACCUUAGAUAGACAGUGUGUUACCUCCACGCAUCUAACUGUGACAGACGGAAUGUGGACAGUGUCGUAGUCAGAGCCAUGGCUGACAAGAGAAAACUACAAGGCGAAAUCGAUAGAUGUUUGAAAAAAGUAGCAGAAGGUGUAGAACAGUUUGAAGACAUCUGGCAAAAGCUUCAUAAUGCAGCCAAUGCUAACCAAAAGGAAAAGUAUGAGGCUGACCUCAAAAAAGAGAUUAAAAAAUUACAGCGACUAAGAGACCAGAUAAAAACAUGGGUCGCAUCAAACGAGAUCAAAGACAAAAGGCAGCUAGUGGAGAACCGCAAACUAAUAGAAACGCAAAUGGAGCGGUUCAAAGUUGUGGAGCGUGAGACAAAAACAAAAGCGUACUCAAAAGAAGGUUUGGGUCUGGCUCAAAAAGUGGAUCCAGCCCAGAGGGAAAAGGAGGAGACGGGGCAGUGGCUAACGAAUACGAUAGACAUGUUAAACAUGCAGGUGGAUCAGUUUGAAAGUGAAGUCGAAUCACUCUCGGUCCAAACAAGAAAAAAGAAAGGAGACAAAGAGAAGCAAGAUCGCAUUGACGAACUGAAGAGGUUAAUUGAGAGGCAUCGAUUUCACAUUCGAAUGUUGGAGACCAUAUUACGCAUGUUAGACAACGACUCGGUGCCAGUGGAUGCUAUUCAAAAGAUCAAGGACGACGUAGAAUACUACAUAGAUUCCUCUCAAGACCCAGACUUUGAAGAGAAUGAAUUCCUGUACGACGACCUGGAUCUAGAGGACAUCCCUGCAGCGCUAGUGGCCACGUCUCCGUCGGGUCAGGGCAACAUGGAGGACGAGAUGUACCUCCACUCCAGCAGCACUCCCACCUCCACCACCUCCUCCUCCCCCAUCCCUCCAUCCCCAGCCACCUGCACUGCUGAGAACUCUGAGGACGAUAAGAAACGGGGCCGCUCGACAGACUGCGAAGUUAGUCAGUCACCUGUGAAAAACGGCACCCCAUCUCUGCUCUCCUCCUUCUCCUCCUCCUCGACAACCUCUGGCUCGUCAUCCUCCUCUUCUCUUGUUUCCAUGGCGAGUGUUGUUGGUGGCAUUCCUUCGGUUCCUACGAGCAGCGGUCUCAUAGGGAGCUUCAGCAGCGCGGUGCAGCAGCAUCAACACCCUCCACCAGCACCGUCACAGACGGUGACGCAGCCGCCUCAGUCCAAGCCCUCUGUCCCGGCUCACAGCACCCCCAGUCCCCCCACCAACCCCCUCCUGCCCUCCUCCUCCACCCCCUCUCUGCCCACGCCCAGCUCACCCAGCUCUUCUGCCCCCUCUUUACCCUCCCCCUCGCCUGCCUCCAGCUUGAGCCUGGGACUGGGUCUGGGGCUGAGCAAAGGCCUGACGGGGAGCAGCUCAAGUCAGAUGGCGGGACUGGGCUUAGGCCAUGCCCCUUCGCUAAACUCCAUGUCAGCGGGGUACGCUCAGGCCGCCGCUUCUGGAGCUCUGGGGCUGAGCAGCACUUCACAGUCCAGCAUUUCAUUGGAGAGCACCUCUAUUUCCACCUCCAGUGUCACCACCAACGGGACGGGCUCCGGCCUGGGUCUGUUAGGCUCCAGCCCGGCGCACAGCUCUCUGAGCAGCAGCAUUUUGGGACUGGUCCCGGGACAAAGUGUGGCCCCAGGGGCCCCUCAAGUACCCCCUGUCAGCUCGCCCCCUGGUGUGGUGGGGCUGAUGGGAGGAAACGGAGGCAGCGUUGGAGUGGUCGGAGGAGUCAACUCUGCACCGGCCAGACCACCGAGCGGACUCAAACAAAACGGUAGCACAAGUUACAGCGCGGUCGUGGCAGAGAGUUCUACAGAGUCGGCUCUGAGCACACCGAGCCAAUCCCAAAGCAGCCAGCCCUCAUCGCUCAGCUCCUCCACCAGUCAGCCGAUGGACAAUGGGCCCAGUUUAAUAAGCUCCAUCACUUUGCCUCCGAGCUCUCCGUCCCCGUCCUUCUCUGACAGCACACCAGGGGGCGGGAGUCUUCUCAACGGGCCUCACUCGUACUCUCAAGCCUCUGAGGGCCUCAAGGCCCCGGAGCCUCUGAGUUCUCUGAAGGCGAUGGCAGAGAGAGCAGCUCUGGGCUCAGGUUUGGACGGAGAGAUCAGCAACCUGCAUUUAACAGACAGAGAUAUUUUCUCUGGCCCGUCUGCGGCGCCCGGCACGCCCGCUGCUCCACAACCGUCCGUCUCUGAGGUCAGCAUCCCGCCUUCGCUCGGGGUGUGUCCUCUGGGGCCCACGCCGCUGCCCAAAGACCAGCUGUACCAGCAGGCCAUGCAGGAGUCUGCCUGGACACACAUGCCCCACCCCUCAGACUCCGAGAGGAUCAGGCAGUACCUGAUGAGGAACCCGUGUCCAACGCUGCCGUUUCACCACCAGGUGCCGCCACAUCACUCUGACUCUAUCGAGUUCUACCAGAGACUGUCCACAGAAACACUGUUCUUCAUCUUUUACUACUUGGAGGGCACAAAAGCUCAGUAUCUGUCGGCCAAGGCUCUAAAGAAACAGUCGUGGAGGUUUCACACCAAGUACAUGAUGUGGUUCCAGAGACAUGAAGAGCCCAAGACCAUCACAGACGAGUUUGAGCAGGGCACUUACAUUUACUUUGACUAUGAAAAAUGGGGCCAGCGGAAAAAGGAGGGCUUUACCUUCGAGUACAGGUACCUGGAAGACCGUGAUCUACAGUGACAGCUACAGAACGGACAGAGACAAAACGUGCUGCUGUUGACAUUCCGAGACUGAACUCCAAACUGUGGAUAGAGAUUGUGAUGUGUAGUAGAAGCCUCUGUGCGCCCUCUGGUGGCAGACUGCUGUCUGUCCCUGUGGGCCGGUCACACAGUGCUGCAGGGGCUCAGGGGCUGUGCCUGUCUGUGGCAUUAGGAAAGCCUACCCCAUGCAUGUUUCUCAUGUUUCGUUUUCUUUUUCUGUUUCAACAAAUUCUCUGUACCACCUGUCCAUCAUGAGCCUGGAAACCUUCGACUCAACACAAACCAACUGGGGAUUUAUUAGAAAACUGCCCAUCUUGUAUUUACUGUAAUUGGUGGUUUAGACUUGGAAGUACAGUGGACAUUUAGUCAUGGAGUGUAGGAGUGGCUUCUUUUAAGACCCUGAGAUGCCUGUUAAUAUGGUCACUAUUGGACAUAGUGAGCGCUUAUCAAAAGUUUUAUUGAUAUUGUCUUGGUCAAUUAAACGCUGAUUGAGAGUGACCACAGGGCCUCUCCCUGUGACAGGGAAAGAGUCCUUAUUGGACAUGGAUUAAAUUGCUAUGCAAUUGAACUGGUCUCUGACUCCCUCUCUUUACAGAAAAUGUUUUUAAGUUAUCCUGUCAAAGAAAUGCAUUAUUAUGGCGCAUUGUUUGUGAGAAAUUAAUAAACUUGUAAAAUAAAUCUUAA